Molecule: messenger RNA, 2814 nt
Organism: Lycium barbarum (goji berry)
Lineage: Eukaryota; Viridiplantae; Streptophyta; Magnoliopsida; Solanales; Solanaceae
Product: pentatricopeptide repeat-containing protein At1g77170, mitochondrial
Exons: 1
Coding region: 404-1774 (456 amino acids)
Biological process (GO): RNA modification
Molecular function (GO): protein binding; RNA binding
Source: RefSeq, a predicted model, not a curated record
UGGGAUCAACUCAGGCUGACAUUAUGUUUUACUAAAAUAGAAACAUAGGGGUGAUGUCUAGUGAAAAUUAUGUAAAAUUACAAGAACAUACCCGAUAUAAUAUCACAAGUGGAGUUUCCGGUACAGAGAGGUUGUUUCCAGUAGAUACUCAGCUCAAGUAAAGCAUUUCAAAGCAGUUUAUUAGGUGAUUUCUUUCCAUCCGUUUCGGUGAGGUAGAAAUAGAUGCCUAAUAGUGAUUUAAUAGAUCCCAAAUUGGCACUUAACACUACCUUUAUCCAACAACAGAAAAAAAAAUAAAAAAUAGAGAAAUUAGAAGCAUUUCAGCAUUGUAUAUUUAUAUAUUGUGUCUUUAACUUAGUAAGCAUUGCAGUCUGUACUCUUCUUUGUUUGAAGUGCAUACUUAAUGAGUCCAUUUCAUUGUCUGUUGCUCCGAUUUGGUAGAAUUAGAGUAAACUCAUUUCAUCUUUGUCACAGUUUAGCCACUACUACUAAUAUUCUCGACAUCAAUGACAAGGUAAUAGCAACCCGAAUAUCAAACUGCAACAAUAUACAUCACCUUGACCAAAUUUACGCCCAGAUAAUCAGAAAUCACUUCCUGGAAUUGUACCCUGUGCAAUUUCACUGGAACAACAUUAUCAGAUCAUAUACUAAGCUUAACUCCCCAAACAAGGCUUUACAUGUGUACAUCACUAUGUCAAGAACUGGUGUUUGUCCAGAUACUUUUACACUACCUAUUGUUUUAAAGGCUAUUUGUCAGGUUUUGAAUUAUGUUAUGGCAAGGCAGUUACAUGGGGUUGCUAUAAAGAUUGGUUUGGAUACUAAUAUGUAUUGUGAGAGUGGUUUUAUUAGUCUGUAUUCGAAGGUUGGUGAUUUUGAGAAUGCACAUAAGGUGUUUGAAGAAAAUAGUGAAAGAAAGUUGGGUUCUUGGAAUGCUAUUAUAGCGGGGUUGGCGCAAGGUGGGCGUGCUAAAGAAGCGAUAGAAAUGUUCUUGGAGUUGAGAAAGAGUGGGUUACAACCAGAUGAUGUGACUAUGGUUAGUGUGACGUCGGCUUGUGGUAGUCUUGGAGACUUGGAUUUGGCUUCUCAAUUGCAUAAAUGCGUGUUUCAAGCGAAAGAAAUGGGAAAGUCUGAUCUUUUGAUGAUGAAUUCUCUUAUUGAUAUGUAUGGUAAAUGUGGGAAGAUGGAUCUUGCUUAUAGGGUGUUUUCGAGGAUGAAGGAAAGAAAUGUAUCGUCGUGGACUUCUAUGAUUGUUGGAUAUGCGAUGCAUGGGCAUGUUGGGGAUGCGCUUGAAUGCUUCUGUUGCAUGAGAGAGGCAGGUGUUAGGCCUAACCAUGUGACAUUUGUUGGGGUGUUGAGCGCUUGUGUACAUGGUGGGAUGUUGCAAGAAGGAAAGUAUUAUUUCAACAUGAUGAAGAGCGAAUAUGGUAUUGCCCCCAUGUUGCAGCAUUACGGGUGCUUGGUGGAUUUGCUUGGCAGGGCUGGGUUGCUUGACGAGGCAAGGGGGACGAUUGAAGGGAUGUCAAUGAAAGCAAAUGUUGUGAUUUGGGGUUGCCUAAUGGGGGCUUGUGAGAAACAUGGGCAUGUGAAAAUGGGAGAAUGGGUGGCUAAGCACCUGCAACAGUUAGAACCGUGGAACGAUGGAGUGUAUGUGGUAUUGUCCAACAUUUAUGCCAGUAAUGGCAUGUGGGAAGAAGUAAGGAGGAUGAGAGAAAUUAUGAAGGAGAGAAAACUUGACAAGAUUCCUGCUUAUAGCUUGUCAACAAGUUCAGAUUGAGAGUUGAAGCUGGACCUGCCAAGGAUAAAAGGAUCAGAAACAUUGCUCUCUCUUAUAGGAGUGAGUGCACAUGGUGGUUGCCAUAUGUUGCAUCUCACACAAGUGGUUAUUAUCGGAGCAAACUAUCACAUAUUUUAACUUACUCGUUGACCCUUAAUUUUGAUCCACUAUUAGGUAUAUGAUUUGAUUUCAAGUUUGGUUGAUGAUUACAUUUCCAUCCACUGCUACACUUGUGCAGAGCCUCACGCUGUCCACCUUCAACGAAAAGCAUGUUUAUAAGCACUAUCAUUAGCAGUAAAGAGUAGUUGCUCCUACUUCAAGCAAAUAUCACCCCCUACAACCAUAAUUAUGACUUAAAAACCACCAAUUUAUUCUUCACAAAUAAGCCUUCCGCAAUCUGUGAAUUCUCGUUCUUCUUUUUUCUGAGAAAAAAAAAAUGCUACACAGAGCUAGCAACAUCAACACUCCGAUAAAAUGAGUGCAAGUGUAUCAGUUGAGGUAGACACAAGGGGAACUUUAGAAUCACUUCCGAAGAAGGAGAUCGAGUAUUUCAGAAAAAUUGAGUUGGAUUGUAAAGGAAGUUCAAAUAAAUUCCAGAAUACAGUAGAAAUAGACUCAGGUGGUGGCAAUUCUAGGCCUAGUUUCUGGUUCUCGACGAUGAAAUGGGAAAAAAAAAAAAAAAGAGAAGAGGCAAUGGUGUUGCAUUACUGGCAAUGUGUUCUAUGGUUGAAGUUUUUGAGAGCUGUAGGCUGAAUGAAAUCCCAGGGUUCAGUUAUAGAAAUCUUAAGGUUGAUUCGAUGAGAUUUGAGGAAGAAAUAACACUCGAUAAUCUUUCCAUUUUUGUCAGUCUUGUCAUUGGAUUUUGUAUAGCCUGAAUUCUCCCUUAUCGUCUUGUAUUUCUAUUGCCUUCAAUUGUUAGGCCUAAAGAAACAUUGUGUUAUAUCUUUUAAUAUUUUGGUUCCCUGGGGAAGUAGCAAUAAAUGCAACAUAAAGCAUGUAUUGUGAACUGUAACGACUAAUCUUUCGUUCCUGAAAAUAAU